UAUGGUUUCGGGGCGCUAAGCUAGUUUUGCAUCUUUGACGCUUGUGACGAUAGCUCACUGAGCUGCUUCGUGCGUAUAAGCUAUUACUACCGUAGCCAUUUGUACAUCUCCGCCACGUGUACGGCCGACGAACACUACCAGCUAACGUUAUCAAUUUGUUCCCCGUUUAAUAAUUUUGGACCAUUUUAAUAUCACACGUGCUUGAAUUUACCGUGGGAACAUCAUGCAUAUACAGUGACAAGACCAACAUUUUCAAAGUUUCACCAGAACUUCCUUCAUCAGGAUGAAGGGACGGACAGGUGCUCCUCAGGACCGGGCCUGCCUGGUGGGGAUCUGUUUCUUCUUUCUAGGCCUGGGAACGUUGCUACCAUGGAACUUCUUCAUGACUGCCUCAUUGUAUUUCCAAGGUCGCCUAAACUCGACAGAAUUGAGAAACGGCACAGUGGUGGUCCUCAAGGAGUACUACUUCAACAACUGGAUGACCCUGCUGUCCCAGCUGCCCCUGCUUGUGUUCACCCUGCUCAACUCCAUCCUCUAUCAGAGGAUGUCGGCGAUGAUGCGCAUCGCAGGUAGCCUGGUUUUUAUCCUGCUGCUCUUCAUCUUCACAGCAGUGCUGGUCAAAUUGCCCCUGGAGGCCGACCACUUCUUCUCUGUCACCAUGGCUACUAUCUGGUUUAUCAACUCAUUUGGCGCCGUGCUGCAGGGCAGUCUGUUUGGCCUGGUGGGUCUGCUGCCUCAGAAGUACAGCACCAUCUUCAUGAGCGGCCAGGGCCUCGCCGGGACUUUCGCUGCCAUCGCCAUGCUGCUCGCCAUAGCCAGUGAUGCGGACUCUGAGACGGCAGCGCUGGGUUACUUCAUCACGCCAUGUGUGGGGACGCUGGUCACACUCUUCAGCUACCUGCUGCUGCCCCGCCUGGAGUUUGCCCAGUAUUAUCUGAACAAAGGGAGCAAGUAUGAGGCGGACACCACAGACGAGUUGCUGAAAGAGAGAAGCACAGUGGAGAAUGGCAAGCUGAACGGCCAUGCUAACGGCACAGUGACCAGCAGCGCAACCAAGGACGGCAGUGCAGCCGAGGCUGAGGUGGAACCCAGUCCAGACGGGCCGAAGCAAGCCUUCCUGUCGAUGGAGCAGGUGGAGAAGGGCCAAGCUAAGGCCUCGGUCUUGGAGGUCUUCAAAAAGAUCUGGGUGAUGGCGUUCUGCAUUACGUUUGUGUUCACAGUCACUCUCUCCGUCUUCCCUGCUGUCACUGCAGAUGUCAAGACUUCAUUCCCAGGGAAAUGGGAGCGCUUCUUCAUCUCAGUGUGCUGCUUCUUGAUUUUCAACAUCAACGACUGGUUCGGUCGGACCAUCACAACCUUGAUACGUUGGCCCCGUAAAGAGUCUCGUCUGUUCCCGGCGCUAGUCGUCUCUAGGGUGGUGUUUAUCCCUCUGCUGAUGCUCUGUAACGUCCAGAGUCGCUCCUAUCUCCCCGUCUACUUCGGCCACGACGCUGCUUUCUCUGUCAUCAUGUCGCUCUUCUCUCUGUCCAGUGGCUACUUCGUCUGCCUGUCCAUGUCCUACGCACCACAGUUGGUGGAGCCGAAGGAUGCAGAGACUGCCGGAGCCCUGAUGACUUUCUUCCUAGCCCUGGGUCUGUCCAUCGGAGCCGCCCUGUCCUUCCCCCUCCGAGCUCUGGUCUAGUUUACACACACACAGCACUGCAUAGACACUGUAGAGGAUUUCUACCUGGAGUUGGAAAUAUGAUAAAUGUCUUUGUUCAUCGUUGGUCUACUCUGCCCCCCCCCCCCAUUCAUCUGUCAGGUACUGUAUGUGUAUUAUGGAACAACCGGCUUGACAACCAAGCACCCUGGGUGACGAUGUAAAAACAAAACUUGAAGUGGGAUUGGGCAUUAAUGACUGACAAGGUUCCCUUUUGAAAGUAGGAAUAAGGGAAAUGGUGUCUGUUACUCUGACUGCUGGUCUAUGUUACUGCUACUAACCUGAACACACGGGUCAGAACAGAUUUCAUCUCUUCUUUUUUUUUUAGGUUGACUGUUGAGUGUGUCAUUUUUAGAUUUAUGUUUGAUUUCAGUAGUUUUAGUACAUAAUUCUGAAUGUUCUUUAUUUGAUUGGUGGCUUGAAUUUAUACUUUUUGUUAGAUUAAUUACAUUAGGGAUUUUUCUUCCUGUGAUUAUUUAGUAAUUUCUACUGAAAACAAAAAACUCUUUGCCUCAGAAAUAGAACAAACACAAUAUUCUUUGUUAUGUUAUACUGUAAAGAUGGAAAGUCAGAGCUACUGUUUGAAGUGACAGAUAUAAAAAAAAGAAUUUUCUUUUUUUAAAUAGACACAAAACAACCACAAAGGGUUUUGAAUUAACCGCAUGAGACAUUUUUCCCAAUUCCUGUUCAUGCGUUUCUCCACCUCGCCAGUGCAGUAAUACAAAGCUGCAGCAUCAGUUUCUCUCUCUCCAGCAUCAUGGCGUCUCCUGCCAUCUACUGGUCAAAACACUUGUCCUUCAGGGCUCCAUUCCUUUGCUGAGAAAGCUCAACGCUAAUCAUACAAGACUGUUGUGCUGAUUGUGAGAUCAUAGGAUCCUGCUGACUGACCGAAAAGAGGUCAGCGUUCAGGUUCUGGGCUUAUAUGAGCAUGACCACGUUCUUUCACUGACAGACAUGACUCCGGGCUGCCACUGAUGAUGCAACUCUAAUCCACAAGAUGCAGGAUUUCUUUCAGUUAAUUUAAUUUUUAACUUCUGACAUCUAGAAGAUGCUGUUUUUUUUAUUUGUUCUGUUUUUGACUAAAUGCACCAAUGUAAUGAUGCUGCUGUUGCUGUAAGCCAUUAAAAAAAACAAGCUAAUAUUGUGAAAAUGGAGUAAGAGUUAAAUACAUUCUUAUUGUUACCAAUGUGCCAUUCUCCAGUGAUGUAAAUUGUUUCUGACUGACUUUUUCUCAGUGUAGUAAGACAUGUAAACAAAUCAAGUUAUUGCUUCAGACUGAUAGCAUUUAGAGAUUAUUUAGUUUAUCAACAACACAAUUUGUUGAUUUGAGUUUUAUUUUUGCAGAUUAAGCAUUGAUUUAUAUGCCUAUUAUUCAAUACAUUUUUUAAUUUAAUUUGUAAGUGAAGAGAUGUAUGAGUGUUUUACUGUGCAACAUGUCAUUUAUACAUGUAUGUGGAGAAAAUUUGAGUUGUGGCAGCUGCUGCUUAAAAUGCACCAAGGGCUGAGUCCUAAUGAAGGGAGAUAAAUUAAUAGGACCAUGUUAUUUUUAAAGGGUCAGUUGAUUUGUGCUGCAUUCAUGUGUAGUGGGCAUUUUUAUUAUGAACUGAACAAACAUGCAUUUGUAUUUGACUAAAUGGUUUACAGCAAGCAAAGUGGCAAUAUGAGCC
Molecule: messenger RNA, 3366 nt
Organism: Etheostoma cragini (Arkansas darter)
Lineage: Eukaryota; Metazoa; Chordata; Actinopteri; Perciformes; Percidae
Product: equilibrative nucleoside transporter 2
Exons: 13
Coding region: 284-1681 (465 amino acids)
Biological process (GO): hypoxanthine transport; thymine transport; nucleoside transmembrane transport
Cellular component (GO): plasma membrane; basolateral plasma membrane
Molecular function (GO): nucleoside transmembrane transporter activity
Source: RefSeq, a predicted model, not a curated record